CUUUGUUCGGCUGCUGCGGGGAUUGUAAAUAAUAGCCCAGCAAACAUGGCUGACAUCGUUCCCUGCUUACAGAGCUAGCUCUCUGGCUAACAUUUGUGAAUUUUUUUCUACAUGUGUAGGUUUUGCAGUUUGCAUGGCUACGGCCCUUUUCAAAUGUGUGGCGAGCCUUAUUUUGUGUUCUCCUGGGAUAAUUACGACCUCUGCAGUCGAUAAAGGUUAGCUGAGGUUUUACAAGCCCUUGUAACAAAAGUAAAAGACUGGAUACCUGCCAUCACCUGCCAGAGCCCUGAGUGGGCUGCUGACACCAGAUUGGAUGAUUGGAUUGUCUGCCAACAAUUUUUUUCCUCUUUCACCCCAUUUUCACUACACCCAUUUUUUAAUCAUUUGAAAGAUUUGAAUUUAUAUUUUCACCCUAGUUUGGCAGCAAGGCUGCUCCCCUACAUCCAGAUGAAUGAAGACCCCAUUCGGGAAGAACGCAGGCCAGAGAUCCAGAGCUGAUUCAGGACAUGCCGGUGUGUCUGCAAAUAUGAUGAAGAAAAAGAAUUCCCACAAAAAACACAAAAGCACUGUGGGGCCAACCAAAGUGUCCCAGCCCCGGCGAAACAUAGUGGGCUGCCGCAUCCAGCACAUCUGGAAAGAGGGCAGUGGAGCAGCGUCCCAGUGGAAGGGUACAGUGUUAGACCAAGUGCCGGUCAACCCAUCCCUCUAUCUAAUCAAGUAUGAUGGGUUCGACUGCGUAUAUGGUCUGGAGCUGCACAAGGAUGAGAGGGUGCAGGGGUUGGAAGUCCUGCCGGACCGUGUAGCUUCCACACGCAUCAGCGACGCACAUCUGGCUGACACGAUGAUAGGCAAGGCGGUGGAGCACAUGUUCGAAACGGAGGAAGGCUCAAAGGAUGAGUGGCGGGGCAUGGUGUUGGCCCGUGCACCGAUUAUGAACACAUGGUUUUAUAUCACUUAUGAAAAGGACCCGGUCCUCUACAUGUAUCAGCUGCUCGACGACUACAAAGACGGAGACCUGAGGAUCAUGCCAGAUUCGAACGAUUCUCCCCCGGCAGAGCGCGAGCCCGGAGAGGUGGUGGACAGCCUUGUGGGCAAGCAAGUGGAGUACGCUAAAGAGGAUGGCUCCAAACGGACUGGCAUGGUCAUACACCAGGUGGAGGCAAAGCCCUCCGUCUAUUUCAUCAAGUUUGAUGACGACUUUCACAUUUAUGUGUACGAUUUGGUGAAAACGUCGUAGGCAGGAGAACGGAGGAGGCCCAGGAGGAGACUGACUUCAGAUGUGAUCCACAAACUUGCUGCCAAAAGUCCUCAUGGAGCGUUUCUUUGCACCAUCUUUAACGGAGAUGCGGUGAUGGAUAUUUCACUGGAGCCUUCGAUUGCCACUAGUUAAGUGUCUUUAUUUCUCGUUUCCACACGAUGGGAUGGGUGUUGUUUUUGACAUGUUAUUCCCUAAACAAAAGUAGCUACAAUGUUCAUAUUGGUUUUUUUUAGUUGUUUUUUUUUUUUUUUUUAAGGGUUGUUCAUUCCUGUUGAAAAACAGGCGUACAUCAUUUCCACUUGGGAGAAUCGGGAGGUCGGCCUCCAGUUCUCACUUUUGAAUCGGGCACUUUUGAUGGCUGAGAGCCUUUACUCAGCCUUUAAUUGCUGAAAAUUUCACUCACUUUGAUGCAGUUCAUUAUAGCACACAGCAGUGAGGAUUGAAAAUCUCAGUUGCUCCCACCAAAUUACAUGCUACAAAUUUUUACUCAUCUGUUUGAUAGAUGAUGCAUAUUUGUAGUUGUUGCUCACCAGCUUAUUUCAUACUGUGCUGUUUGCUUGUUUUUGUUUGUUUGUUUGUUUUGUUUAGUUUUUUUAAAGAUAAAUUUCACGUUAUUCCAUGAUCUGUUUAUCUGUUGUAAGCACUAAUUGUUUGGCCUCUAUGACAUAUUGGAGCACUUAUUUAUCAAAAUUUAGCCACUGGUCUGAAAGCCAUUUUACAUGCAUUUAUUUUGGGGGAAAAUAGUGAACAGAAUUGAUUCUAUAGUUCUUGUGAUAUUCGGCUAUGGCACAUGGAUGCCUUCGUAACUGUGUUUUAAACGUGUUUUGCGAUUUGUAUUGCGUGCUAUUCGUGAAUGGCUCCCUACCUUCUCCAUUUUAUUAUGCAGUGUAUUUCAUUUCACCACAGCACAGUUAGAUUUUACACUUUGAUUGUAAUUGUUUCCAAACGAAUAUGCCUGGGGGUUUGGGGGGUCUUAAUUGGCCAAAUAUUCCAAAACGAUUCAAUUUUCUUAGUAGUAAUAUUAAGAAAAAACUGCAAUAAAUAAUAGAAGUGUUCAGGUAGUGUUUCGCAACUCAUUUGAAUCAUAUCUGAUAGAAACAAAUUUUAGCUUCUUACACAGUUAGCCUUUUGAGAUUGUUUGUUUGUUUUUUUUUUUUUUGUUUUGUUUUUUACAGUUGAAAUGUAUGUGCCUCGCUGUAAAUGAUCGUCUGCGUUUCAUAUCUGUCUUUUAUACGUCUCUGAGAGAGCUGUGUGUCUGAUGACCUGGGGGGCUUUUCUCUCCUCAGGAAUGUUGCAAUGUUUAAAGUAACACAUAGCAGCCACACAUGUUAGUCAUUACCUCAUGUCUUUUUUUUUCUUUUUUUUUUCCAUCCAUUCAACCAGCUAGACCUGUUCUGUUCAUUUUAAGCAGUGUUCACUUACUUGCAGUCCAAAAACACAGUAUACAAAUUAACAGAAUAACAAAUUGAAUUGAAUAAGGGCACGGAGAGAACACACUCAAUUCUAAUACACACGACGGCGUUAUUUCAACCAUAAGCAGUGGAAAUGAUGUCACAGCUGUUUAACCGUACAACCUUAAUGCAUAGCUUACCAAAAAAAACAAACAAACAAAAAAAAAAACACAAGCAUAAAACAAACAAAAAGAACUGCUGUUCAUUAAACCAUUGUGAUUCAUAAUCAAUAUCGGGGAAGAGAAAAAAAAAACCUUGUAUACACCUUCAGUAACCGUUGCAGCUUUGCGUACAUUUCAGACUUGUUUCAGCAGUGGCAUACGAACGUGUCAUUAUGCAAAACGGACGCUCAAUUGGACAGUUCGGCCUUUUUCUUUACAACUUACCUACUGUAGUAUUGUACCGUGUUUGAUGUCCGGUCAACGUGGGAAAAUUCAAACGGAGAAAAAAAAAUUUAUGAAUGCUAGGCCAUUCUUUUUUUGCAUGAUACGAGUAGAGUUGUAAGUGUAUGUCAGUGUGUGAUGCAUGUGUACCCGUCUUUUCUUUCAGUUCUUUGUUUCCUAAAUGGGAAAAAAAAAGCUUACUGUGUUUAACAGUUGUGGGGGUCUUUUUUUUUUUUCUUUUCUCACCCAUUUCUAAAAAUGAAAGUAUUUUAUUUUCUAGUAAGCUCUAGCAGAUCAAAUGCACUGGUGUUUUAAUGUGGAGUGCCAAGUAAAAGGCAAGGUACCAGUGUUACACAGCAUUUGAGGGAUCAUAUCUACUCGUAAACACGUAAAACUGUACACAUCCGGUAUAUUAGUAUGGGAAAUAUUUGAGGAGAAAUUAUUUCAAAAAUCCAAUUGUUGAGUUGUGUAGGUGUAUGCUUGUGUGUUGUGUGAUCGAGUUUUGUGUGGGUGAAAUUUCAUACUAUCAUACAUAUCUAAUUCAACUCUUAAAAAGAAGUUAAGAAAAAAGGAAAGUGUUUUUUUUGUUUAGUUUUUUUCCCCUCCCUCUGCUCAGUGCAAACAUUGAGAGAAGAAUACAAAAUCAUUAAUAUGGUCCCUUUGAGAUGCUGAUGCUCUUUGAUUACUUUGUUUAAAAAAGGAAAAAGGAAAAAAAGUGCAAUUUGGUGAUCGUCACAGACAUGUAUAGAUUUCAUUUUCUUCGCUUCUAUUGCUUCUAUUGAACAGCGUUUUUCUUUUUCUAAACAUUGUAGAUAGUUCAUUUUAUUUGCAUUUAGAAGUAUAAACACAUUUUAAACCUGUUACUUAAUUCUGUAAGUAAUUUUUAUAAUUAUUAUGUAAGUCUAUCCUUAUAAGAUAAAAAAAUAAAACUUCAUGUGAAAUUCGA
This is a messenger RNA of Silurus meridionalis, 4038 nucleotides long. It is a transcript of the gene spina, whose product is annotated as spindlin-Z. Gene Ontology annotation, biological process: gamete generation. Lineage: Eukaryota; Metazoa; Chordata; Actinopteri; Siluriformes; Siluridae. The record is from RefSeq and is a predicted model, not a curated record. The transcript has 6 exons. The coding region runs from base 452 to 1237 and encodes 261 amino acids.